Messenger RNA from Triticum turgidum subsp. durum (durum wheat), 1515 nucleotides. The record is from the annotation of a GenBank genome assembly. NCBI's taxonomy places the organism in Eukaryota, Viridiplantae, Streptophyta, Magnoliopsida, Poales, Poaceae.
AUGAUUUGGUUGCCGUGGAGGAGAUUUGCUGUCUCUUCUACGUCGUCUGUGCAGAAUUUAUUAAUAAUUCAAAGCCCUUCUUUCUGUCAGAUCGUUUUAGAUCUUGGAUUUUGCCAUCAGUUGAUGGUUGGAUCAACUGUAUUAAGUUUGCUCCAGAGUUCUAGACAUGCUAGACAUUUCAGCACUCAGUUACUUGAAGGUGUUCCGAGACUUCCAAAGCCAACAUGUGAACGCUAUUUCCUUCGAAAUGCUUCUCCUUAUCAAAUUUGGAGUAGAUCAUUUGCUUCAGAGAAUGGUGACUUGGUUGAAGCUGUUGUGCCCUUCAUGGGUGAAUCUGUCACUGAUGGAACCCUUGCCAAUUUCUUAAAGAGUAUGCACCUGUCUGUCUCUGUGAUUCAAGUCGUCAAUGUUUAUGCUCCUGACAUGUUAUUUGCUGCAGAACCUGGUGAUAGAGUUGAAGCUGAUGAGGCGAUAGCUCAGAUUGAAACUGACAAGGUUACAAUAGAUGUUUCCAGUCCAGAAGCUGGGGUAAUUGAAAAGCAGUAUGGUUACUCUCCUGAUCACAUCAGUGCUUUGCAGUUCAUUGCCAGUGAAGGUGACACUGUUACUCCAGGUACCAAAGUUGCCGUGAUAUCUAAGUCUGCUGCUCCAAGUGAGGCCCAUGUUGCACCAUCUGAAGAGACCUCCCAGAAGGAGACCCCUCCACCACCUCCUCCAGAAAAACCUAAGGUCGAGGCAAAAUCACCAAAAGUAGAAUCUGUCAAACCACAGGCGUCAAAACUAGCCUCCCCCUCAGAACCUCAGCUCCCUCCAAAGGAAAGAGAGAGACGGGUGUCAAUGCCAAGGCUCAGGAAGCGUAUAGCAAAUCGUUUGAAGGAUUCUCAGAACACUUUUGCACUACUGACUACAUUCAACGAAGUUGACAUGACCAAUUUGAUGAAGCUGCGGACUGACUACAAAGAUGAGUUUGUUAAGAAGCAUGGUGUCAAAUUGGGUCUGAUGUCCUGCUUUGUUAAGGCUGCUGUUUCUGCGCUUCAAAAUCAGCCAAUUGUUAAUGCUGUUAUUGAUGGCGAUGACAUCAUCUACAGAGACUACAUUGAUGUUAGUGUUGCUGUUGGCACUUCCAAGGGUCUUGUGGUGCCAGUUAUCCGUGAUACGGAAGGAAUGAACUUUGCUGACAUUGAGAAGGGGAUAAACAGCCUUGCAAAGAAGGCAACUGAGGGGGCAUUAUCAAUUGAUGAGAUGGCAGGGGGAACCUUCACAAUCUCAAACGGCGGUGUCUAUGGAAGUCUUAUCAGCACACCUAUCAUCAACCCUCCACAGUCAGCAAUUCUUGGAAUGCAUUCUAUUGUCCAACGCCCUGUGGUUGUGGAUGGCUCCAUCCUUGCGAGGCCAAUGAUGUACCUUGCACUGACAUAUGACCAUAGGCUGAUAGAUGGCAGAGAAGCUGUCCUGUUUCUGCGCCGCAUCAAGGACGUGGUUGAAGAUCCACGGAGGUUGCUCCUUGACAUAUAG